This is a messenger RNA of Pelodiscus sinensis (Chinese soft-shelled turtle), 2290 nucleotides long. NCBI's taxonomy places the organism in Eukaryota, Metazoa, Chordata, Testudines, Trionychidae. The record is from RefSeq and is a predicted model, not a curated record.
UGAGUGAAGAAAAUCUUCAUUUUGUUUGUUUUAAACCUGUUGCCUAUUCAUUUCAUAUGGUGACCUGCCAAAUUUCAUUUGGCAGCAGGCAUAAGAAGUAGGAAGAGAGGUUCCCAGUUCUACCCACUCCACCCAGCUCCAUUCCCUGCAGCCCCUUUCCUCGAGCAGAUUGACUGUCCUGGGAAGAAGAAGAGAGGAAAAUCCAGUUCCUGUUGCGCUGGGGAAUGCGGUGCUCUGGCAAGGAACUGUCAGGGGAUCCCCCAAAGUGGCUCCAUUGGUUCUGCCCCUUUCUAGGGUGUGGUUCAGAGAUUGUUCCUGGCAGGGUUUGAAAACGUCUCCUGAGAGUAUUCCCAGCAGGAGGGGACUGGUCUUGGUUGUUCUGAAUCACUGAGGGUUUCCCAGCAUGGCGGAGGCUAGAGUGUCUGUCUUCAGGGAAAGCGCCUGGGGGGACCUGGAGUGUGACAUGGACUCAGGCUAAUUACGACCCCAUUUUACUCCAGAAGAAUAACGACCAGAAGAAUAACGACCCCAUUUUACUCCAGAUCUUCCCAUCUCCCCAGGGAAAUGGCUGUGCUGGAGCCGACUCAGAUGCGGGUGACCUUCGAGGAGGUGGCUGUGUAUUUCACCGUGGGGCAGGGGGCUCUGCUGGACCCCGCUCAGAGAGCCCUCUACAGGGACGUCAUGCAGGAGAACUACGAGACUGUGGCCUCACUGGGACUCCCCGUUCCCAAACCUGCCCUGAUCGCCCGGCUGGAAGCAGGGGAAGAGCUGUGGGUCCCGGAUCUCCAGACCUCCGAGGAAAGGAAGAUCCCAAGAGGCUCCAGUGAGGCAGGUGAUGAGACCAUGAGUGAGAAUAAGGAGAAUAAUCCACAGCAGGAAGGUGCUAAAAAACACAGGUCAGAGAGGAAACUGGGAAAGUGUGCAUGGAAGAAAGUGGCCCAAUCAACUGAAUGUAGUGGAAGAGGCAAGGAUCCCAAAGAAUCCACAGCUCAGCAGGCAAAUCCCAAGGAAAAGAAAUCUUAUAAAUGCUUUGACUGUGGCAGUCUCUUCAGUUACCCCUCAGUCCUCAAUAAUCAUAGGAGAAUCCAUACAGGGGAGAGACCUUUUAAAUGCCUUGAGUGCGGGAAAAGCUUCAAUCACAACUCAAAUCUUAUUACCCACCAGAAAGUGCACACAGGGGAGAGACCCUAUAAAUGUUUGGACUGUGGGAUUAGCUUCAGUUACCGUUCAGUCUUUCUUAAGCACAGGAGAAUCCAUACAGGGGAGAGACCUUAUAAAUGCCUAGAGUGUGGGAAAAGUUACAGACGAAGUUCAUAUCUUUCUACACAUCAGAGAGUGCACACGGGAGAGAGACCCUAUAAAUGCUUGGAGUGUGGGAAAACCUUCAGUGUGAGCACAAAUCUUAACAGGCAUCAGAGAGAGCACACGGGAAAGAGACCGUAUACAUGCCUUGACUGUGGGAAAAGCUUCAGUCGGCGCUCAAGUCUUAAUAGACAUCGGAUAUUGCACAUGGAAGAGAGAGCCUAGAAAUGCUGAGCGUGUGAGAUGAAAGCUCACUACACCUCAAAGAAUCUAGACACUAGAGAAAUAAAAGUAUACAUUUAUGGAUUUUUAAAUGCCUUGAGACUGGAACAAGUUCCAUGCAAUGAUCAAAUCUUGGUUCAGAAAAGACAAGCUACAGACUGGAGAGAGCCCAGACCUGCUUGGAUUGUGGGAAAGACUUCAGUAACUGCUGGAAGAGACACAGUCAGAGAUCCUGAUGGGUACGUCUACACUGCAUGCUUAAUUCAGAAUAAGCUAUUCCAGAAAAAAUACUCUGAAAUAGCAUAUUUCGAAAUAGCACAUCUACACUACAGGGAAGCCUCGAAAUUAGUGCAAGGCUGGCUCCCCUCAUGUGGACUUGCUACCUCGAUGUAGAGCCCCAGGAAGCAUUAGAGAGUAAUUACUGUGAAUGGCCCUUAGGAGGAGCUAUUCUGAAAUAGCAGUAGUAUGGAUGCUCCACUGCUUCUAUUUCAAAAUAGCUAUUUCAGAAGAGGUCUUACUCCUCGGGGAAUGAGGUGUCCAGAAGUUGGAAUAAGCCAUCCGUUAUUUUGGAUCUGUUUUGAAAUAACAGAAGUGCUGUGUAGUUGUUGGCUGCCUGGGGGCGAAGGGAGCCCAGUUGGUCUGCGGGCUAGCGCCCCCCCACCCUCACCCUUUUCUUCAAGAUGGAUUGUGCUGACUGGUCCUAGUUCCUGUAACAAGAAAUCUGGGCUACGCUGUGUCCCUGUGAACCAAUAAACGUCUGUUCUAC